ACACAAGAGCUCCGAUCUCAAAUUGUCUCUUUCGCCCAACAACCAAACGAGCCACUACAUGAGGCGUGGGAACGCUUCAAAGAUCUUCAACGACAAUGCCCACACCACAAUUUUCCACCCGCUUUGUUGAUGAAUAGCUUCUACGACUCUCUCCAUCAAAACUUUCAAUACAUGGUGGAUAAUGCGACUGGUGGCGACAUAGGAGCAAAAACGGCUGAAGAAAUGAUGGAGAUUUUUGAGACGAUGAGUACAAACUCAUCUCAAAAGAGUAGCCGAGGAAAGAAGGCAAUGGUUCACGAGAUAGCACCCAGACAAGAUAUGAUAGCUCAUCAAAUCGCCGAGCUUACGGAACAAAUGGGGUUACUUAAUGCAAGAAGUAUCCAAUCGGUACAAGCCAUGACGAUCGAAUCAUGCGGAACAUGUGGAGUACAUGGGCACCGUUCCGAAGUGUGCCCAUCCGCUUUCGACCAAGACUUCGGAGAGCCACAUAUUGAUGCCAAUGCUCUCCAAGGCUACCAAAACCAACCUGUCAAUGAUCCGUACUCCAACACAUACAAUCCUGGAUGGCGAAAUCACCCCAACUUCUCGUGGUCAAACAACAACAACACCCAACAACCCCGACAAAAUUUCAUGCAACAACCGAACUGGCCAAACUUCGCUCCUCAACAACACAUGAGACCAAACUUCCCUCAACAACAGCAACCACAAAGGGGUCCUAUGGGAGGGAUGCAAAACCAAGGGGCUGGUCCUAGUUCGGCCACUCAAGAUGGAAAAUUGGAUAAAAUCCUCCAAUUUAUGACAAACCAAGAAUCCACCAUCAAGCGCAUGGAGACUCAAAUUGGCCAACUCGCUUCAAGAGUUGGCAAUUUGGAGGCCGGAUCCGACAAAGGGAAGCUUCCGAGCCAACCCGAGCAAGCAAAGGCAAUUACCGUUUUACGGAGCGGCAAAGUUGUCAACAACCAAGAAUGCGCAUUUGUUGAUAUAACUGACCCGUUCGUCGAAAAGAUAACCCAACAAGAAUGGAAAGCAAGGUACAUACCCGAUUUUGAAGAUAACAAAAAACCAACCGUCGACCUUUGCACAACCGACCAGCCCGAUGCAAAACCAACCCUAGAGCUAAAAGAACUACCUCGACAUCUCAAGUACGUAUUUUUAGAUGAAGAAAUGCAAAAGCCGGUAAUUAUUUUCGCCGAACUUGCAAAGGAUGAAGAAAGAAAGCUACUUGAGGUACUCCGAACGAAUAAACAAGCCAUCGGAUGGGGUUUAGGAGAUCUUAAAGGUAUUAGCCCUUCCACAUGUAUGCAUCGGAUCGUUUUGGAGGAUGGUGCCAAGCCAUUUCGGGAUAGCCAAAGACGGCUUAAUCCGAAUAUGAUGGAAGUUGUUAAGAAGGAGGUACUUAAGCUCUACUCCGAAAGGCUUAUUUUUUCGGUAGCCGAUAGCGAAUGGGUGAGCCCUAUCCACGUGGUGCCAAAAAAAGGCGGUAUCACU
Molecule: messenger RNA, 1488 nt
Organism: Striga hermonthica
Lineage: Eukaryota; Viridiplantae; Streptophyta; Magnoliopsida; Lamiales; Orobanchaceae
Source: the annotation of a GenBank genome assembly